Molecule: messenger RNA, 1092 nt
Organism: Penicillium lagena
Lineage: Eukaryota; Fungi; Ascomycota; Eurotiomycetes; Eurotiales; Aspergillaceae
Product: putative integral membrane protein Pth11-like
Exons: 6
Coding region: 1-1092 (363 amino acids)
Source: RefSeq, a predicted model, not a curated record
AUGAUGCCCUCAAACCAAACGUCCCAUAAUGCCACAUGGGUCCCUGGUGAUUUUCAACACCCUAACGAACAUAUCCGCCGUCCUAUCCAGAUCUCGCUUGUUUUUGCCUUUACCUUGUCUACUCUCGCCGUCGUACUCCGCCUGGUUGCGAGAAGGCUUACUAGCAGCAAAUUAUUCUUGGACGAUUGGUUGAUUCUGGUUGCUCUGCUUUUCAAAUAUGGAUGCUCGAUCGGAACUGCAAUCCUCCUUUGGAAUGGAUUGGGAUCGCACAUCACCAUGGUGCCCAAGGAAAACCUGGAGACUUUCUUCAAGAUCGGAUGGGCCAAUCCAUUCCCGUACACCGCUACAGUCGUAUUCGUCAAGCUAUCGAUCCUGGCACUGUACAAGCGCCUGUUCGCCACCAAAAAGAUGCUGACUGCGAUAUACAUUGUGGGAACGAUUGUUCUUAUGUGGGCCGUGGCCGUCUUCGUGACUACUGGCUUGAUGUGCAUCCCCGUGAACAAGUUCUGGGAUCCCACUGUCGAGGGAGCAUGCAUCGACGCCGCCAAGUUCUAUUACGGCAUCCAGAUUCCGAACAUCCUCACGGAUGCCAUUCUUCUGUGCAUGCCACUGAAUGUUGUCUGGAAAUUGCCCAUCGCCAAAUCCCAGAAACUACUCCUUUCCGGUGUCUUCCUCGUCGGUGGCUUGACCUUGGUCUUCGACAUCGUCCGCUUGUACGCCAUGAUUGAACUCACCAAGGCGGGCCCGGAUAUCACUUAUAACCAAGCCCCCGUGGCCAUGUGGACCUGCACCGAAGCCGCCGUUGGCAUCAUCGCAGCCUGUCUUCCGAACCUGCGACCCUUGUUCAAGACCAGCGGAAGAGGUUUCUGGUCCCAGCUUCGGUCUUCAGCCCACCGAUCCGGUUGGUCUGGUGGAAAGUCGAGUGGCAACUCCAACUCGACCGACUCGACCGACUCUACCGGCAACACAACAAGCACCUCCGACACAGCUGUCAGUAUUUCCACUCCGACAAAAGAGAUUGACUCCCGCGUCUCGGUGCAGACUGUGGAUACCACACAGUACAAUGAUUAUAUGAAGGGCGUCAAGGCUUAG